Molecule: messenger RNA, 2663 nt
Organism: Anguilla anguilla (European eel)
Lineage: Eukaryota; Metazoa; Chordata; Actinopteri; Anguilliformes; Anguillidae
Gene: ubxn7
Product: UBX domain protein 7
Exons: 11
Coding region: 57-1613 (518 amino acids)
Biological process (GO): proteasome-mediated ubiquitin-dependent protein catabolic process
Cellular component (GO): nucleus
Molecular function (GO): ubiquitin binding
Source: RefSeq, a predicted model, not a curated record
GGGUGUAGCAGUGCAGUGCACAUGCGCAACGGUGUGUUGUUGUCGGCGGCGGUAAGAUGGCGGCGCUCGGGGACGCAUCAGCUCCGGGGCUGAACGGGUUAAUACAGCAAUUUACAGCCAUAACGGGAGCCACUGAAAGUGUGGGGAAACACAUGUUGGAGGCCUGCGACAACAACUUGGAAAUGGCCGUGACCAUGUUCCUGGAUGGAGGGGGGAUCGCAGAGGAGCCCAGCACCAGCUCAAGCUCAGCAGGGGCGUCCAGCAGCAGACUCCCCCUCCCAGAGGACGAGGUGCGGGCACCCAUCCCCCAGAAACAGGACAUCCUGGUGGAGCCGGAGCCGCUGUUCGGAGUGCCAAAGAGGAGGAGACCAGCGAGGUCCAUAUUCGACGGCUUCCGGGAUUUCCAGACAGAAACGAUUCGGCAGGAGCAGGAGCUGCGGAACGGCAGUGCGGUGGAUAAGAAGCUGAGCACCCUGGCCGACCUCUUCCGCCCCCCCAUCGAGCUCAUGCACAAAGGCAGCUUUGAGACGGCGAAAGACUGUGGGCAACUGGAGAACAAGUGGCUGAUGAUCAACAUUCAGAAUGUGCAGGACUUCUCCUGCCAGUGUCUCAACAGAGACGUGUGGAGCAACAACGCUGUCAGAACCAUCAUUAGAGAGCACUUCAUCUUCUGGCAGGUUUACCACGACAGUGAGGAGGGACAGAGGUAUAUCCAGUUCUACAAACUGAAUAAGUUUCCCUAUAUCUCCAUACUGGACCCCCGUACAGGCCAGAAGAUGGUGGAGUGGAACCAGCUGGACGUGGCCUCCUUCCUGGAGCAGGUGUCGGGGUUCCUGAGCGAGCACGGUCAGCUCGACGGGCUGUCCAGUCGCCCCCCGCCCGCGAAACGCGCGCGCUCCGAGAGUUUGAUUGACGCCAGCGAGGACAGCCAGCUGGAGGCGGCGAUCCGGGCGUCGCUGCAGGAGACGCACUACGAGUCGAACCCGGACCACGCCGAGUCGCGCUCGGAGGACGACUCCGAGGCCGAGCCCUUCUCCGACAGCGAGGGGCUCAUCUCCGUGGACGGGUCGGACGACGACGACGACGACGACGACGAGGGGGGGGAGGGGCCCUCCGGCGGCCACGCCCUCCCCCCACCGCGGGCCACCCCGCCCCCCCGGCCGGACAGCCCCGCCCGCCACAGGAGGUCUCCGCACAAGGAGUCCAGCCACAGGAAGGAGGAGAACAAGAAGAACCACCUGGAGCCGCCGGAGAGCUCGCCGGCCGCCACCCCGGAGCCCUUCGCCGGGUCGCGGGCCCAGAACUCCGGCCCGGCCCCCGCCGAGACCGGCGCCGACGAGCCGGCCCACCUGGACCAGCCCGACGACAACGGUCCGAAGGCCCGGUUGAUGCUUCGGUACCCAGAUGGCCAGAGGGAGCAGAUCACUAUGUCCACGCAGGCCAAGCUCAUGGCGCUGGUGAAGCACGUGCAGUCGAAAGGCUACCCCAACGAGCGCUUUGAACUGGUCACCAACUUCCCCCGACGGAAGCUGUCCCACUUGGACUAUGACAUCACGCUGCAGGAGGCGGGGCUGUGUCCACAGGAGACUGUCUUUGUGCAGGAGAGAAAUUAGGGCCUCCGUCCUCCUCCAGUCCCCCUCGCCCCUCCGCCUCUCCUUAUCUCUGACUUCGGACCUAGGAAGAACGUGCAGACCACAGCCUCUUCCGCUCCCCUCCUCCCCCCGCCCCCCCCCCCCCCCAAUCUGUGUUCUCGCAAGCCGCUGGUCUCUGUCUUAACAGGUGGCCGUCCUCAUUUCAACUGAACAUGCCGACGUACCACGUUGCCGUGAAGCGUUCAGCCGGCCUGGUUGAGGUUCUCACCGAAUGUCGAGCGAAAUCGGGGGCUUGAGCGCAGUGGGUCGGCGUACAGCUGAGCAGCUGAGGACCCCCUCCACCCCUGUGUUUCAGGGAGUUCCAACAUGUAAGGUCACAUGACAUGAAUUUCCAGGACCUUUUUUUUUUUUUUUUUAAAGCUGUUCUCAAACAACACGUUGUCAUUUUCACUUUUUUUUUCCCCUCCCCUCUCCAGUUUUGGUUACAUUUGUUAAUGACAUUGUGUCAUGAAAAGGUUUUUUUUUUUUUUUUGACUGCAGAAAGAAAGACUUUGGUGAGUGGUGCUCCGCUAAGCAUCCCAUAGGCCAGCUGUGAGUCGGUUGUCAAGGUGACAUGGGAUUGGGUGACCCCGGGUCGGAUUAGACACCAGUAACGGUGGGGCAGAUCUGUGGGGUAUCUCAGAGAUUGUGUUCUAACCUUGUGCCGCGGAGGUCUGGUGUAGAGGUGUAGUUAUAGUCAUUUGCUUUCUUUUUUUUAUAUACUGCCCCAUUUACAAAAAAAAACAAAAACAAAUUGUUGAUGCUCAAAUAUAUUCGUCAAAACAAAGGGAAUUUUGGCCUGCUUUCUUCUUCCCGAAUGUGGCUGCAUGAGUUGGGCGGAGCUUCAGCUGAUGUCACAAUGGCUGGGAGGAGUGUCAUCGAUUUAAAUCCACAUUUCUUGACAUGCUUAGGAAGGUGUGUCUUUCCACGAUGGUCUCCAUGGGCCAUUUUUGCUGAUUGAAGGAAGCAUUUGGUCAUCAUCGUCCAUCGGUCAUCUCAAGCACAGAUAAUUUGUUGACAUGGCUACCAAUU